CCGCACGACGCUGACUCACGCUCACCGAGAACAGCAUUCUUCUUUAGUCUUCACACAGAGUACAAAUUCUCUUCUAGUUAGUACUUGUUUUGUGCACUUUUAUUUGAAUAGCAUUACGUAGACGUUACUCACCCCGAACUUGCAGAGAAGAAGGCGACCUAGACAUAUAUACCAAACGACCAACAUUUUGGGCGAAGAAUGAAGAUGGAACGAGGACGACCAGAGGACCAUCUUCAACUACACCUGCAAAAACGUAGCAUUAUGUGUGGCGAAACAAAGCGAAUAAAGAUGAAGCUCGCGCAUUCUUCCGGGCUUCGGUCUGAGUCGAUGUCUCUUCGUCGCGCCGUAGUGCUUCGAUUCUUCAUCCUGCCGUUGUUCACUGUAGUCGAAGCGCUUCCGCGACCUGCCGUGGAUCCGCAUGCGUACUACGAGUUUCUGUUUGGCUACCCCGAAACAGAAGUUUUCACUCCGCCUGGGCACCGCGCUGACAAUGCCACUAAUUUAGCGAUUAGGAACAACUUCGAUGUCAGCUUUGAAAGGGUGCCGUUCGAACCGAACUACACAAGGACUCCAGAUCAUGGUGGAGGUGGCACGGCAAAUAAUCUUCAAGCUCAGGAUAUUCUGAUUAAAAACGUCCCCACACCAGAGUCAAGUUGGCAAAUCUGCUAGACAAAUCACACAGCUUUGGUCGUUUGGCAUGACAAGUUUGUCCUCGUAGUGUAAUCCUGUUUCGCUAGCUCAGAAGCAUUACAGAUCUAGCCUACCAUACUGAUUCUAGCAUCACAAAUUCCAAAACACGAAUAGAAAAUGCUUCUCAUAGGGCUCCGCAUGAGAAACUUUUUUGGCAUGCAGAAUUGCAUGACAACUCUGGGGUGGAUACGUUUUUACAUAGGAUACAGGAUCCUGCCCUGUCGGAAUUUCUCACCACUUGGGUUGCGAAGCUGAAGAGUCGGCUAUCCUGAGUAAAAACGUACCCACACCAGAGUCAGGAUGGGGAUUUUGCAACACAAACCUAGGACUUUUGUGAGUCACGCAUGACAAGUUGCACUAUGCAGUGUAGUGCAGGUUCGCAAGUGCAGCCGCAUCACAGAUUCAUCUGCUCAUCCUGUUCACAGCAUCACAAAUUCCAAAACACGACUGGAAAUGGCUCUCAUGGGGAUGCGCAUUACAAGCCUUUCUGUCUUUGCAAAUCUGCAUUACAACUUUGGUGUGGGUACGUUUUUACUCAGGAUAUCGGCGGAACAACCGAGAGCUGCAUGCCGGGAAAUUUUCUUCGAUUACCGUGGGAGAAUUUGAGGCGUCCCUGAAGCAGAAGCUCGCGGGAAAAAAAUUCACGGCUUUGUCCGAUACCAAUUCUACCUUCACCGCCAAACGGUUUACCUUGUCCGACGCGAGCACGGACAUCGGACAAGUCACUGCGUCGCACCCGCUGGCCACCAUCCAGGGCGCCAGUCAAAUGAACGGCUUGGAGCAAACGUCGGACAACGCCGACCCGCAUGGCAUUGUGAACUACUUCUCUGACGACACCCAGGGCCCCGCAGUCGCCCUCACCGGGUUCGCCGGGACGCUGUGGCGCAACCACUUUGUGCGGCUCGGGAACACAACUCCGACGAACCGGCGACGUGUUAUCGACGAGACGGCCGCGACCCCGUACGACCCAGCGGACCUGUUUCGGGGGCAGACGGCUGAUAAUCUCGGGCCCGGUGGAAUCAGGCGGCGGUUCGACGAAGUCCAGCAGCUGGACAGCUUCCACGGCGUGUGGGCCGCGAUUCUGCAGGCCGCGGGUUCUGCCACGGACGCAAACGCCGCUGGAUACCCGGUCCGCAACGGGUAUCUGCAAGUUGAUGAUGUCCGAACGGAGUUCCAAAACGCGCGUAGAAGUACUACUACCGGUAACCCGGUCCUCGGGGACGCGCAAAUCGAGCAGAUUUUUCGCGACCGGCUCCGGGUGCACGUCCAAGAGGACACGGAGUUUACGGGCUACCGCGACGCGACUGGUCGCGGCCAACUCGCGCCGGAUUUGGGUGGAGACAUCAAUACCAGCAAGCCUUUCAAGGAAAAGCAUCUGAUUACCCAAGUGUACGGGUCCGGCAUCCCCGGACCCUCCGCGGUCGACGUGGACGAGAUAUCAAAUGUAAAAAUGUCUGGGUCUGGAAGAUUCUAAACUUGUAAUGCUGUCUCUGGAUUCUAAAAAAAUUUGUAUUGCAUGACCAGCAAAAGGGCUCCAGUUUGUGCUACGUGGAGAGGGCAUUUCUCAUGCGGUAGAGGCAUCACAAAGUCCUCUAAAGAUCUGUGAUGCUAGGGCAUGCAUCAGCAUCACAGACAUCAUGGGUCAUUCAAAAUAUGCAUGACAAACCUGGCAAUCUUCCAGACCCAAACACUUUUGUAGUUGAUACGAGAAUGCGCCGAACAACGUGGCGGUUUUCUACAAGAAUUUUCUGCGGUACCAGUACCGUGCGGCCUUCGCCGUCGCACUGCGACAGGCGGUCAAGUAUCGUAUUUAAAAACGUCCCCACCCCAUAAUUGUCAUGCAGAUCUGCAAGCACAAGUGCACUUGUAAUGCGUAUCCCCAUGAUAGGCAUUCCCGAUCGUGUUUUGGAACUUGUAAUGCUGUAAACAGGAUAAGCAGAUGGAUUUGUAAUGCGACUAAACCUUGCUAAACUGCAUUACAAUACGGCCUGCAAUUUGUCAUGAGUGGCUCCCAAACCUUCAAGGUUUGUGUUGCAAAAUCCCCAUCUUGACUUUGGUGUGGGGACGUUUUUACUCAGGAUAUCAAGUGGAACUUCGGGAAGUCGUCGAGAAAGCUGUUUCUGACCGGGCUGGGGUACGGGGUGUGGUCGGGGGGGCAGGAAGCCGCGUUGACGGAGAUUUUGAAAACCGUGAUCGCCGAAGCGUUCUUCGCCUACCGGAACUGCGGCUUGGAGGUUCAGCUUAUCGUCGGAGCGUCGCCGGCGGUGGUGAGCAAUCUGCUGCAGGGGGUGCAAGAGAAAAAGCAGCAAAUGCUCGCGGACAACAAGGACGAUAGCGUCUGUGGACUGGGGUUGAAUGAUCCUCAUCCAGGAGGCAAUUCGCCUGGUGGAGGUUCUCCCGGUGGCGGCGGUUCUGGCGGUGGCGGUUCUGGUGGCGGUGCUGGUGGCGGUGGUGGUGCUGGCACUCAUCCUCCAACAGUUCAUCCAGCCGGCACGCCCAGGAGCAGUUCAGUCACGUACACGCCGAUAGUCUUUUGGGCGCUCUACGGUGUGGUUUUUUUGAGCUUCCUGGUUGCGGGUGUGGUCGUGUGUGUUUGCCUGUUGAAGAACAAGCCAGGCUGCCGUGGUAAGGGUGCACCAGGUUCAUCGGUGGUUGUUAUUGUUAACGAUCAUUAUGCAACUCCACCUCCAGGCGAGCAGCAGGCUCAGUUCAACAAAGGUGCUCCUGAGGGGGACCUCGCUCCAAGACCUGCCGAGGGCCAAGCUUUGCCGGUUCUCAGAGACAGUAGGGAUCUUUCGGAGGAGGUAGAAGAGCCGGGAAUUGGGCAGCCGCUCCUGGUGACGGGAGAGCGGGAAGAUGUGGUGUAAAUAAAUGCGGGGCGGUGGCGUUGUAUUUACUAGGAGGGGUUCUAUGCCGGCAUUCCAGCGCGAGCGCGCAAAGCGGUCCUACAUCCUUCCUGCUACCUCGAUCUGAAUAAAUGUUGCGACGAUCAUUCUAAGUUCCAGUCAAUGUGGCCAGGAAGCAGGAUGUUUUUGAAACGCGACAGUGUACUCAGUCUCUAUUGGUCUUCAUUUGAGUACACACGUACGUAUGUGAAAAUCACCCGCUUUCUAUUUUCUUUUCGUCAGAAGUGAAGGGCGACUUGUGUCUGCUCUUCAAACACCUUCCUUACUACAUAGAAUCAUCGAGGAGCGGGUAUGCACGUGCUCUUUGCAGGGUCCGUGUGCAAACAAGCGAAAAUGACGAAAAUGUUAUAUGAUACUCCACAGUAAAAG
Messenger RNA from Amoebophrya sp. A120, 3965 nucleotides. The record is from the annotation of a GenBank genome assembly. Lineage: Eukaryota; Dinophyceae; Syndiniales; Amoebophryaceae.